Messenger RNA from Pseudomassariella vexata, 1173 nucleotides. RefSeq lists its product as uncharacterized. Gene Ontology annotation, molecular function: oxidoreductase activity. NCBI's taxonomy places the organism in Eukaryota, Fungi, Ascomycota, Sordariomycetes, Amphisphaeriales, Pseudomassariaceae. The record is from RefSeq and is a predicted model, not a curated record. The coding region runs from base 1 to 1173 and encodes 390 amino acids. The transcript is spliced from 9 exons.
AUGUUUUUCCCCUUGUGGUUUCUUGCGGCUUCUUCCGCGCUCAGUGUGGUGGAGGCAGGUCCAGUCGGGAAGAAAUCCAAUAUCAGAGAGAGGAUAAACGGCUUUUACGCUCUCGAUGAGGUCGACUUGCUGCAGGAGGACAAACUGAAGAACUUUGAUGCCUAUCUCGCUGCCAACCCAGCCAAGUCAGGAUGCACACUCGAGAACGCCGCAAGGCGUCUCGAAUGGGGCGACCUCACGGUUUCACAAAGGGAAGAAUACAUCGCCGCCGUCCUUUGCCUACAAUCCAAACCGCCAAUUUCGCCAAGGGACAAGUACCCCGGUGCGCUCAGUCGCUAUGAUGACUUCGUGGCGAACCACAUGACAUUUGCGAUGCAGCUGCAUUCAACACCACACUUGCUCCCAGCGCAUCGUUUGUUUAUCCAUCAAUAUGAAAAGGCUCUUCGCGAGGAAUGUGGAUACACAGGAUACCAACCAUACUGGAACUGGGCGCGCUACGCAGACGACCCGGUGAACUCGGCCAUCUUCAACGGCAAUAUGUCCAGCAUGGGCGGCCAAGGUCUCCCUAUUGAGUACGACGGCGUUCCCUCCAUGGGUUUCGAGCCACCCUACGACAUGAUCCCACCCGGCGGUGGGGGAGGCUGCGUAACUGAAGGUCCAUUCAAAAAAAUGAACGUCAGCCUCGGCCCCAUCGGUACCGUCCUCCCUGACGUCCCGCCCAACCCACAAGCCGACGGUUUCGGCUCCAACCCACGGUGUCUCCGCCGCGACGUGAACAAGUAUUCUGCCGCGGUCACCAAAGCCAACUACACGUAUGCUCUCAUCACCGAGAAUGAUGACCCAGACAAGUUCGAGCGGGUCAUGCUGGGUACGCCUGAGAAUAACGAUUGGGGUGUCCAUAUGGGGGGUCAUUACACCAUUGGUGGGGAUCCCGGAGGUGACUUUUUCGCCUCCCCAGGCGACCCCAUGUUCUGGUUUCACCACGGCAUGAUAGACCGCAUUUGGUGGAUUUGGCAGAUGCAGGAUCCGGAGAACCGUAUGCAUGUCGUCCCUGGAAGCCCGCCUGCCGACGACAUUGUGGAUCUGGCUUGGGUGGCACCACCAACGCUUCUUUCGGAUCUUCUGACUAAUAUUGGCGGUAACGAUGGGGACUUCUGUUAUAUCUAUGACUAG